Molecule: messenger RNA, 2443 nt
Organism: Quercus robur (English oak)
Lineage: Eukaryota; Viridiplantae; Streptophyta; Magnoliopsida; Fagales; Fagaceae
Product: E3 ubiquitin-protein ligase MBR1
Exons: 6
Coding region: 235-2016 (593 amino acids)
Source: RefSeq, a predicted model, not a curated record
AUCACACUUUUUUUAAAAAAAGAAAAAGUUUUACCAAACAAACAAAGAGAAAAGAAUUGUAAAAAUGUGAGUGAGUGAGUGAGUUCCCUCUUCAUCACACAUUACACGUAGAUGUGUAAUAGAUCUGAAGAGAAACAGAUUCAUUCAACAUUGUAAUAAGAAAACCAAACUGCAAACACAGUCAGUCAGACUCAGACACUCACUCUGUCUGUCAGAACACACAUUUGUCCGAAAAUGGGAUCCAGUAGUAGCAAAGGGUCAAGCAGUGCUGGUAGUGGUGGUGGUGGUGGUGGUGGUGCUUCUGCUACGACGUCGUUUAGUAGUAGUAACAGGCACCGAGGAGGAGGAGUUUUGAAGUCAUUUUGUCUGAAAGGAGGAACAACCACAUCUACUACCAAUGAAGACGAUGAUCAUCAGGUUUGCAAUUAUGGGAAGGCAGGAAAUGGUGGUGGUAUAGCUCCAUGUACAAGUAGAACUGAAACCGAGUCAGAUGAGGAGAAAACUGAGUGUUACAGAAAGGUUAAAGAUGAAAAAUCUGAUGAACUGCCUUGUCUAUCGUCUGAUGUUGAUCUUGAUGGAUGGGGACAAUCAAGUGUCACAAGUACUGUAUCCAGAACUGGUAGCAGCUCUGCCCGAGCUUCUUCAACUCAAUCCUUAAACCCUUCAAGUCGUUUCCUUUCUCGCUUUAGUUUUAUUCCUGGUAAUAUAAGCUUCAGACUCAGCAGAGCGACCAGUUUAGGGUCAUCGAGGCCUUAUCCUGUUUCUACAACAAAUCUUGCAAUAUUGAAUGAUGAAGAUGAGCUUCAUCUACGAGCAGGACCUGCCAAUGGCUUCAUUCAUAGAAAUGAAACUCAACAAGGUAGUGACUUGCUUCCUGCAUCAUUGAUUAAUGAAACAUCCACGCGAUGUUGCGAAGAUACUAACAGUAGUUUGAGUUUAAAUGCUCCAGCACCUGAUUGUUCUGACAAUUUGCAAGACAAUCAGACAAUGUCUAAUAUCCACAAUGUGGCCAGAGAUGGUGAUAGUACAAGAAAUGGGGUUGAUGUAAACUUGUAUUUGCCAAGAUUUCAUCCAGAAACUGAGAGUGUUGAGACUAGACAUUCUGAUAGGCGGAUUGGAGCUCGCGAACCUGUUGAACGUAAUGUUCGUUUCAGUCGAACCCUAAGUGUUGGGAGACUUCGUGACAGAGUUCUUCGUCGAUCAUCGUUGUCUGAUUUAACAGUUUGUCCUUUGCAACAAGAGGGAGAAGUGAGAGAUGCUAGUCAGCGUAGUGGUAGACAGGCCUGGGAGGGUGAGACAAGGGAAUCAGUAGCUGAAGCUAGUGCCGUAAAUACUCCAACUACUUCUGGUUAUCCUCCACCCAGUAAUUCUAGCUCCUUAUACAGUAUCCAAGAUUAUGAGGUGGAAACUUCACGAUCGCGAGAAGGCAGGUAUCAUGAUCUUCUGGAACAUAGAUCAAAUUUUCUCGAACGGAGAAGAAGAAUACGAUCCCAGGUUCGUGCUCUUCAGCGGUUGGGAAGUCGUUUUGAAAACUUGUCUGGACAUGAGAGGUCUUGUAUAUUAUCCGGUCAACAUCGGACGGGUCGUUGUACAUGUCAUAUUAGUAACCGGGAUGCCAACUUAAAUGAUGACAGCGGUGCUAGGGCCAGCAUAUCAAGAAUUGUUAUGCUAGCUGAAGCAUUAUUUGAGGUUCUGGAUGAAAUUCACCAGCAAUCUGUAGUUUUAUCCUCCCGGCCUUCUGUAUCUUCGAUUGGAUCUGUCCCUGCACCUAAUGAAGUUGUAGAGUCUCUGCCUGUGAAAUUUUACACCAAGUUGCAAAAACAUCAGAAUGAGGAGGCUGCACAAUGUUAUAUAUGCCUUGUGGAAUACGAGGAGGGAGAUAGCUUGCGGAUUUUGCCUUGCCAUCAUGAAUUUCAUAGAACAUGUGUAGACAAGUGGCUCAAGGAGAUUCACAGGGUAUGCCCACUUUGUCGGGGGGAUAUCUGCAGAUCUGAUUCGUUGCCUACAGAAAACUAAAGUGGCCAGUUUCGCAAUCAGUUUUCUUAAAACUCCUGAGCUCUUGAGGAGUGAAGUUUUCCACCUAGGCAAGAAAAGAAAAAAAAAAGUAUGAUGCUCAAGAAGUUAGGGUAUUUUUUCUGCUGUAAUUUUCACUCUUGGCUGUGGCUAAUUGCUCUAAUUGCACAGUGGAACCUCCAACCCUCAUAGAAUUAGACUGAACUACUUGCAAUCAGCCACGCCUCCAACCAGAACUCAGUUUUUACCCGGGCACUCUCCACUGCCCUGGGGUAGGGGUUGGUUGAGAGAGAGAGAAAGCAUUGGUUCUUUUUUGCAAAGAAAUAUUGUGAAUAUGCUGAGCAGUUCCCGCUGAUGUGUCCUAAAUUCUUUGCAUCUUGCUUUAUUUGUGCUAGUUUCUCUUAAUAAUUCUUGAACUUGUUUAGUGUUA